AGCAACCGGCAGCAUUUGUUUACAAAAUAAUUAUUAAACGUUUAGGUCAAUAAAUAAUUAUGUCGAAUGAUAAGCGCACAGUUUAUGUUGGCGGAUUGGCGGACGAGGUGACAGAAAGGCUGCUCAACAAUGCUUUUAUACCAUUUGGUGAUAUAGCGGACAUACAAAUGCCUGUUGACUACGAGUCACAAAAGCAUCGCGGUUUUGCUUUUGUUGAGUAUGAAAACUAUGAAGACGCUGCCUCCGCCAUAGACAACAUGAACGAUGCAGAAUUGUGUGGCCGCACAAUACGCGUGAAUUUGGCCAAGCCUGUGCGUGUGAAGGAAGACAGUUUCAAGCCCGUUUGGGCGGACGAUGAUUGGUUGCAAAAGCAUGCGGGCGCUACAUUACCUGCAGAGGGCGAAGCUGAAGCGGAGAAGACCCAAGUGGAGACACCUUCGACAGGUCCGGCGGUCAUUGAAAAGGCAGAGAAACGCAAUCCACAGGUGUUCUUUGACAUAAGGAUUGGCGGCAAUGAUGCGGGACGUGUUGUCAUGUUGCUCCGCGCUGACGUGGUGCCCAAGACAGCGGAGAACUUUCGACAGCUUUGCACACAUGAGCAGGGCUAUGGCUACAAAGGCUGUAGUUUUCAUCGCAUUAUUCCUGACUUUAUGUGUCAAGGUGGCGAUUUUACCAAUAACAAUGGCACUGGUGGAAAGUCUAUCUAUGGCAAAAAGUUCAACGAUGAGAACUUUAAUCUGAAGCACAAUAGUUUUGGUACGCUGUCCAUGGCCAAUUCGGGUCCCAAUACAAACGGUUCACAGUUCUUUAUCUGCACUACAAAAACCGAUUGGCUGGAUAACAAGCAUGUGGUCUUUGGUCAUGUUAUCAGUGGAGCGGAUGUAGUGCGCAAAAUGGAGAAAUGCGGCAAUAAAACCGGUACCCCCACACAAAAGAUAACGAUUUACUCCUGCGGCGAACUGAAGUGAAAAUAAAGUA
Drosophila busckii is the source of this 978-nucleotide messenger RNA. It is a transcript of the gene cyp33, whose product is annotated as peptidyl-prolyl cis-trans isomerase E. The transcript is spliced from 4 exons. Gene Ontology annotation, biological process: protein folding; protein peptidyl-prolyl isomerization. The record is from RefSeq and is a predicted model, not a curated record. Gene Ontology annotation, cellular component: intracellular membrane-bounded organelle. NCBI's taxonomy places the organism in Eukaryota, Metazoa, Arthropoda, Insecta, Diptera, Drosophilidae. Bases 60 to 968 code for a protein of 302 amino acids. Gene Ontology annotation, molecular function: RNA binding; peptidyl-prolyl cis-trans isomerase activity.